UACAGCCGCACCAGAUCCGAUGAGUCAACGGCAAGAUUGCUCGCCGAACCGAAUGCAAGCUUUCAGUUCACACGGUCAUUGGCGACAAACAAACCCAGAAGGCUUGCCCAAUUGGGCACGCCGUGCCUGUGCGGUUCGAUGAUCUCCAUUUCGAUUGCUCACCUGUCGAUCCUACGCCGAGUGCAUCACGGGCGCAUAUAGCAAGAUACACCCCGGCUUCAAAAAGGCCAUCUCCAGUCUCUUUCCACCACGUGGACAGACACGGCCUCGUAGGCGCAAUCAAAUACCAUGGGAUCCCACGGCUUCUUUCAGUACUGGAGGCUCAAGUUCAUCGUGACAUUCAUACGCUUCCUCAGCAGCCGCGCCUCGCGCAAACACCUCACACCCUCACCAUCAUGCCACCGGCGCGCGAUCCGCAUCCCGUCGCGGGACCUCCACCGCUUCAUCGACGCGUGGAUCUACUACCCUCCCCGCCACGACCCUAAUGCCCCCGCGCCUGUCGUGGUCAACUGGCACGGCAGCGGCUUUAUUAUAGACAAUCUCGGCAUGGACCAUGCCUUCUGCGAGCGGAUCGCGCGAGAGGGUCGCGUGGUCGUCUUGGACGCUGACUACCGCAAGGCGCCUGAGUAUCCGUUCCCCCUCCCCAUGGAGGAUGCUGAGGACGUACUACGCUGGGUCGCGGACCAGUCUCGUCAAUUCGACGUGAACCGUGUGGCCUUGUCGGGGUUCAGCGCGGGCGCCACCAUGUGUCUGGGCGCCGUGUCCCAGAUACGGCCCCGAUUCCCGUCGCUGAACAUCCGCGCCGUCUACGCCUUUUACCCCGGCACGGACUGGACCAUCCCCGCCGAGGACAAGAAAGUCGACCGGCCCAUUGCGCCGCUGCCGGUGCGUGGGCUGCAGCUAUUCAGCGACGCGUACGUGCCGCGACAGGAGGAUCGCGAGGAUCCGCUGGCGUCGCCGCUGCGUGCCGAUGCGAGUACGUUCCUGUCGACGAAGAUUGUGCUGUUUCCCGCGUCGGGCGAUGUCUUUUACCACGAGACUGUGGCUUUGGAGAAGAAGUUGAGGGAGGGGGGUUGUGAUGUCGAGCUUGACGUGGCGGAGGAUGCUGCGCAUGGCUUUGACAAGCCACUCAAGCCCGAAUUCUUCAACAAGAAGGAAAGGGAUAGACUGUAUGGACGGGUGGUGGAGAGUCUGCGAGGCAUCAUGUAGGAUGAAAAUGUCUUGGCUCUGGAAGUGCCAACCUCAAAAGCAUCAAUCAACCUGGUGCUUCCAUACACUACUCUGUCUGACUGCCCGCUGAACUACGAUUGCGCUUUGCUUGUCCUGUGGCUUCAGGAGACAAGACCUAUUUCGUGCAACAAAAGCGAGUCGCACCGAUGACCUGAGCGAGACCCGCGUGCGUUUGCCGUCAGCUGCAUGUCCUCAGUUGGCGAAUCCCAUAACUCUAGCCGCAGACCCAUGAGCAUCUGGGUCUAGACUUAUCCCAGCUUUCAGCUCGCCACGUGCAGAAGACUAGUAACGGGUUUUUGAAGGCCUGAAGGUCUGGACGUCGAUAUUUGGGGGAUCUGCAGGGGUAUAAUCGAUAGUCAGGACUCAGCGUUGUGAUCGUGACCAGCCUGACAGGGGCCACAUGAGGCUCGAGUCCUGUGCUCAAUUGGCGGAGGAAACC
This is a messenger RNA of Emericellopsis atlantica, 1669 nucleotides long. RefSeq names its product Alpha/Beta hydrolase protein. Lineage: Eukaryota; Fungi; Ascomycota; Sordariomycetes; Hypocreales; Bionectriaceae. The transcript has a single exon. Gene Ontology annotation, molecular function: hydrolase activity. The record is from RefSeq and is a predicted model, not a curated record. The coding region runs from base 289 to 1209 and encodes 306 amino acids.